CUAAGGCGCGACAGCCGGCGUACAGAAUCAACAAAAGCGCAGUCGAGGUAAAUGCCGGGAGUCGGAGAGCUGGAGGCCGCCGCGGCGGAACUGAACGCGCAGCAGGCGGUGGGUGCAGUGGCAAACGCGCUUGAAAAGCUGGUGGCGCGGAACGAUCUCGUUGCAGCGGCGACGAUGGCAGAGGAGGGCGGCGGAAAAGGAAGGGGAGUGGCCGCGUUCAGAGGCCUUCGGCGGCCGGCGAUAAGUAUAGAGAAGUAUAUGGAGAGAAUCCAUAGCUACGCCCUUUGUAGCCCGGCUUGCUUUGUGGUUGCGUUCGUCUACGUCGACCGGGCGGUCCACCGCCGGCCAGACUUGCUCGUCGGUUCGCUUAAUGUCCAUCGGCUGAUGCUCACCAGCGUCAUGGUAGCCUCCAAGUUCUUCGAUGUUAUGGCACAAAGCAAUGCAUUCUAUGCAAAGGUGGGAGGCGUGAGCAAUGCUGAGCUAAAUAAUCUGGAGAUAGAGCUGCUCUGUUUACUGGAUUUCAAAGUGAAUGUAAGCUCACAUGAGUUUGAGAGUUACCUCUCUCAUUUGGAGAAGGAAAUGCUGGCAAGCAGAACCCAUCCAAACUUCGCAAACCAUUCUGGAUUUGGAGGACAGCAAAGUUAUGUAUAAUAAGUUUGUUGAACUAUAUGAAAAACAACUGUUUGUUAUAGUAAUUCUUUUGUCAGACUCAUUAGUUUUUGAACUUAAUAAUGAUCUCUACACAUUUUAG
Messenger RNA from Dendrobium catenatum, 751 nucleotides. RefSeq names its product cyclin-U1-1. Gene Ontology annotation, molecular function: protein kinase binding. Gene Ontology annotation, biological process: regulation of cyclin-dependent protein serine/threonine kinase activity. Bases 52 to 651 code for a protein of 199 amino acids. The record is from RefSeq and is a predicted model, not a curated record. NCBI's taxonomy places the organism in Eukaryota, Viridiplantae, Streptophyta, Magnoliopsida, Asparagales, Orchidaceae. The transcript is spliced from 2 exons.